Molecule: messenger RNA, 1956 nt
Organism: Purpureocillium lilacinum
Lineage: Eukaryota; Fungi; Ascomycota; Sordariomycetes; Hypocreales; Ophiocordycipitaceae
Source: RefSeq, a predicted model, not a curated record
AUGGCCAAGCGACUUCAGGAGGCCGAGAGGAUGAUUGAGCAGCUCCGAGCGAACGGAGGCACUGCUUCGCCAGAGGAGCCCUCAGCAUCGCCAAUUGGCGACACUUCUGCAAACCCACCGCAUCCUACUGGACUGGCUGCUGUCUCCUCACCACCAAAUCAUGGUCAGAUGCAGCCCAAUCUAGUCCCUGCGGCUGUUGACCUUCCAAUUGCCUCUUCUUCCGCGGGGAGCGCCACUGUCCCUGGCCUGGCGCCGAACCCUUGGCCACAUGCUCCUCAAGACGUCGAAUUGUCAACCGCAAGACCAGGAAGCGCCGGUGUGGCGGGCCCUGCGCCAGGGCCAGAAGAGCCUUCAGCGGCAGAGCUGAGAGUCGAUGAGCACGGCAAGAUCCUAUACUAUGGACCGACGUCGGCAGUACACGAUCGCCCACAGCCCGAUCCCUUACACACACCUGCGACGACUGCCCAGGCCAGGGCCUCGGAUGCGUCAACAAAGGACGAAGAAUCGCUGUCAUGCUAUGUGCGAGAGGCGUCAAUAUGGGAAGACUUUGCACUCGGGAACGCAUCCUUACAGACGGGAAUUCCACGACACAUGCUGGCGAAGCUCCUCCGCCUGCACUGGACGUGGGUGUCCCCAAUGUUCAUGUGGGUGUAUCGCCCAGCCUUUAUCCGCGACAUGGCUACCGGAGGGCGCUACUACUCCGAGUUUCUCCUCACGGUCAUGUGCGGCCACGCCGCCAAGUACCAGGACAACAACAGUUCCGAAUUCCUGCUCGCGAGAGCACGUCGCCUUCUGGGCGCCGCCAUCCAACAGCCGAGCUCCAUCCCUACGGUGCAGGCCCUGCUGCAGCUGAGCGCUCGCGACUUGGCGCACGGCUCCAUCUCCCAGGCUUGGGUGUAUGGAGGCAUUGCGUUCAGGAUGGCGAGUGAUCUGGGCCUGCAGCACAGCGGCACGGUCAUCAAGGGCCUGAGCCCGCUUGACCUGGAGAUACGGAGGCGGCUCUUCUGGGGGUGCUAUUUCUGGGACAAGUAUGCCAACCCUCUCCGCCCGCCUCUACGCCGGAAGAUUGCCUGCCGUCACGGAAUGGACCACUCGACUGAGCACGAAACCUGGAUCCCAUACUACGGCGACUCUCUAGACUCGGCCGACGGCUCACGCAGCCAGUAUCCUCCGAGAAAGAGUCAUGCGGUGUCUUGCUUCGUCAACUCUUGCAAGCUGGCCAUCAUCAUCAACGAUAUCGUUGUUCAGCUCUAUGCUAGGCGGAAGAGGUCCAUAAGCGAGGCUGCCCUCAACGACAUCAAAGAGCGCCUGGACCUUUGGCGAACGCGAUCCCCUUGCCACCUACGAUAUGACCCAGACAACUUACCCUCGAUAUGCCCACCACCACACCUCAUCUCCCAAAACCUGCUCUAUUUUGCUUCCGUUAUUCUGGCUCACCGGCCUUUCUGGGCAGUGCCGGCUCACUACCAAACCUGCAUCACCGCCUCGCGCAGCAUCGAGAAGCUCGUCUUGCUCCUUGAAUCCACCUUUGGACUCGGAAACAUCACCUACCUAAUGGGGUACUGCAUCUACACUGGCGCAUCGGCCAUCCUCGAAGACGCCAAGAAAGGAAACGACUCGUCGCAGGCGACGCUGCAGACCUUCCUCCGCGCGCUCAACACCGGCAUGAGGAGGUGCCCGCUGCUGGAGCGUAGUCUGAAGAUUAUUGUUAAGGGCAUGAGCUCUACCCCUGCGGACAAGGCUCCUGUCACGGAGCAAAUGAGCCAAGACCUGCUGCCCACUGCCACGGCGAACACUUAUAUCCCGGCGUUUCCGUACGUGGACCCGAUACUGUCCAUUGAUUUCGAUAUGAAUCGGUAUCUUGGAGGAGCCGACUUGGACACCAUGUCUGGGUUGGACUCUUUUCCGGAGGCGCAGAUGGAUCUGAAUGACUUUUUUGGCCCGCCAAUACAGUGA